AUGGAAUAUAAAAAACUUCUUAUUAACAAUAACAAAGAAGAAGAUAUAGAGUUGGCUGAAAAACGAGCAACUACAUAUGACGCAUCAUCAGAACACAAAUUGGAAUCAGAGAAUAAAAAUAAUAUUAAACAAUCUACGCGUCCACAAACAAGAUCAAAAAUUCAUUUUUGUUUUUCAAUUAACCUUGUUGUUGUUAUCCUAAUAACUAUCAUUAGUAUUACAACAUGGUUUAUUUUCAUUAAAAAAGCCGAAACAACAGUUAAUACAACUACAGCUACAAUUGAUGCAUCUACAACAGGUACAAUAAUUUUUAUAACGUCGACAACAACAACAAAAAUGCGUACAACGUCGUCAACAGAAACAACAAUUCUUACAACGUCGACAACAAAAACAACAAUGUUUACAACAUUGACAACAGAAACAACGCCGACAACAAAAACCGCAAUAACUACAAUGUCGAUAGCAGAAACAACAAUGCUUACAACGUCGACAAAUUUCCAUACAACAACAAAGAAUGUAUCAAAAUUCAGUAAGUGGAAACAAAAUGCCAUCACUGUGGCUGGUGGAAAUGGACAAGGAGAAGAAUUAAAUCAACUCAGUGGGCCUGAAGGAAUAUUCGUUGAUAAAAACAAAAAUAUUUUUAUUGCUGAUGGUUCGAAUCAUCGUAUUGUUGAGUGGACAUAUAAUGCAACAGAAGGACAAAUUAUUGCUGGUGGAAAUGGGCAAGGAAAUCGAAUAGAUCAACUGAGUCAUCCAAAAAAUUUGAUUGUUGAACAACAAAAUCAUUCGAUCAUCAUUGCUGAUCGUGAGAAUAGACGAGUGAUUCAAUGGUUUAAUCAAAAUCAACAAAUUCUUAUUGAGAAUAUUGGCUGUUAUGGCUUGGCAGUGAAUAAAGAUGGAUUUCUUUAUGUUUCUGAUCGUGAGAAGAAUGAAGUAAGACGAUGGAAAAUGGGUGAAUACAAUGAAGGAAUUGUGGUAGCAGGUGGCAAUGGACAAGGAAAUCAGCUCAAUCAACUCAGUUUUCCUAAUUUUAUCUUUGUUGAUGAAGAUCAAUCUGUUUAUGUAUCAGAUGAUAACAAUCAUCGGGUGAUGAAAUGGAGAAAAGAUGCAAAAGAAGGAACAAUUGUGGCUGGAGGAAAUGGUUAUGGAGGAAAUCUCAAUCAAUUGUCUUAUCCUGAAGGAGUAAUUGUUGAUGAUUUAGGUCAAAUCUAUGUGGCAGAUUAUGGGAAUCAUCGAAUAAUGCGUUGGUGCGAAGGAAAAACAGAAGGUGAAAUUAUUAUUAGUGGAAAUGGUGAUGGAAAUCAAUCAAAUCAGUUGUAUUAUCCCCGUGAUUUAUCUUUUGAUGAUGAUGAAAAUCUUUAUGUUGCUGACUAUUAUAAUCAUCGAAUUGCAAAAUUUGAAAUAAUUCUGUGA
This is a messenger RNA of Adineta steineri, 1413 nucleotides long. The record is from the annotation of a GenBank genome assembly. Lineage: Eukaryota; Metazoa; Rotifera; Eurotatoria; Adinetida; Adinetidae.